UGCGGGGCUGGAGGCCGAUGCGGCGGCGGCUGGUGCGGUUGGCGCCGGGUUCCCUGGCGCUGAUCCUGUCUCGGGAGGAGGGCGGUGCGGGAGCGGGUGCGGGAGCGGGUGCGGGAGGGGCCGCGCUGUGCGGGCAGCAGGUUCUGGCCCGGUUCAAGGCGGAGAACGCGAGCAGCGUGUGGGAUGCGGGGCUGGUGCGCUCGGUGUCGGCGCUGCUGUUCCUGGGGUGGCUGGGCGGCCACUGUGCGCUGCUGGUGCGGGGCUGCACCGCUCACCUGGAGCAGCUGAGACACGCCUGGACCCGCCGAGCCCUCAGGCCCCCCCGCGGCUUCCUCAUCAAAGCCCUCGGUGAUGUGCUGCCAGUGGCCAUGCAGCCGGUGGCUCAGUCCCAUUUUGUGCCCUUGGCGGAGGUGCUCUGCUCUGUGAUCCAUGAGAUGAAUUCGACCCAAGUCCCUGUUAACCAGGACGCCUUGCUGCAACACCUGGUCAAACGUUACCCAGGCAUCGCGGCACCUUCCCAAGAGAUGCUUCACCAGACGCUGGGCAGUCUGAUCCAGGAGCGCAAGAUUUACCACACAGGGGAGGGCUACUUCAUUGUGACUGAAAGCACCUACUACAGCGGGGGCAUAGGCCGGCACAGGGGCACCAGCGGCUGCCGGGGGGAGGGCGCUGAGCAGGCAGUUUGGGCUCAUUGCAGGUCCUGCCGCUGCCCACGGGAGCCCGGCACAGAGAGGCGUGAGCCAUGCACAGAAAGGCGAGACACAGGCUCCCGGCCUACUGGGGAGGCGAGACCUAGCGACGAGGGGAGGCCCAGCGACGAGGGGAGGCCUAGCGACGAGGCGAGGCCUGCAGCUCUGGGUCAGGCCAAUAGCCCACCUGAUAAGGCCCCAAAGGAGAAGAGCCCCAAGCGCUUUGGUCUCAGUCUGUUCAGGCGCAACCCCAAGAAAGAGAGGCCGAAGCGGGAAUACGUCAGCUUCUCGGCCCAGUUCCCUCCGGAACAGUGGCCGGUUCGGGAUGAGGACAGCCCGGACAAGCUCCCACGGGAGGUGGAGCUCCAGCUGAUCCGGCGCAUCAACCCUGAGCUGACAGUGGAUAACCUGCGUAGACAUGCCCUGCUGCUGGGCAAGACAGCCACAGGCCAGGCCCAGGCUCAGGAUCUCACCAGCCGAGGCACCUCCACACAAGCCCCACUGCCCCGUCACAGGCCUAGGGGCAAGAAGGGACUGCGGGCCAGAAGGCAGAGGGCGCUGAGCGAGACCCGGGCGAGGCCGGGCACAGAGCCAGCCGAUCCCACCAAGCCAGAGGCAGGCGGCAGGGAGAGGCCGUCCAGCCAGAGGCCUAGACACAAGCAUCACAAGAGAGUCAGUAACCCGAGCCCAGGAGGGGUGGAGGUCGAGACCCGGGAAAUGAGGCGGAAGCUCGUCCAGAGGUCAAAAUCCCUGGAUUCGAGUAAGACCCGGUUCCAUGUGGCAAGGCCCACCCCGGUUCAAACCUCAGAUCCCCAAAUGCUGGCAUCCUGCAGGCCUCCAGACAGGCCAGGCCUGGGCCUGGAGAACGGGUCACAUCCUAGGCCUGGGACCAACACCGAACCCCCGGACAACAGCCUCGACCAGGCUGUGGGCGAGAUUCAGCGUGGAGAGGGGGAGCGGCUCCUGGUGAAGGAGGAGGGAAGCGAGAGCUAUAGUGAGGAUCAGGCCUGGGCCAGGGCGGAGCUGGGCCCCGGGGAGGAGGAUGGGGAGGAGGAGACCUCCAGCUCCCUGUGCCUCGUGGAUGAGCCUGAGAUGGAUGCCAGCCCCCGGCCCAGCCCUAACCUGAGCAGCCUGGUGCAGCCUGCCUGGCGGUGGGAAGGCCUGGGCGCAGGGUGUGUGCCGGUGCCUGGGGCCCCUGGAGGCCUGGCGGGCUGGUUGGAAGCGGCUGAGCAGGCCGGGCAGCGAGCUCACAGGUCGGCCUCUCCGCGGCCCUGUGACCGGCCGGAGGAGGCUGAGACAGAGUGUGGCGGAUGGGAAGGCGAGGCUGGGGAUUACUGCCAGCCUGGCAUCGGCCCGGGGCCCCCCAGUGAGCGGGAGGAACGGACCGCGCUCGAGAACCACAGCGUGACCGGCGACAGCGGCAUCGACUCGCCACGGACCCGAGUGAGCCUGGCCUCAAACAACUCCAUCAUUAUGGACUGCCUGAAGAGGAGGGGCCUCCUGCCCAGCUGUGAGCUGAGUCCGCACCGAAGCAUCGGAGCCUUCGCUCAACAGUCCUUGUUGCAGCUCACCCCAGUCAUGAACGUCUGACGUAAACCAGAGUACAGCGGACGAGCCCGGCCCGGUCACAGAGUACAGGGUGUCCACAGAGUCCUGUUGCCCCAUUCCUCCCCCUUCACUUCCAUUGAACUUUGCUGCCUUUUACGUUAAGCUGAGAAAAGUUACCAUGUAAUUUUUUUUAGACUCCGCAUCGUGUAAUCCUGCACCCUGAGCUUGUGCUCAACCUUUAUAUUAAACAGAUCAACAAAA
Callorhinchus milii (elephant shark) is the source of this 2498-nucleotide messenger RNA. RefSeq names its product storkhead box 1 (gene stox1). NCBI's taxonomy places the organism in Eukaryota, Metazoa, Chordata, Chondrichthyes, Chimaeriformes, Callorhinchidae. The transcript has 5 exons. Gene Ontology annotation, biological process: positive regulation of transcription by RNA polymerase II. Gene Ontology annotation, cellular component: cytoplasm; nucleus. The coding region runs from base 18 to 2279 and encodes 753 amino acids. Gene Ontology annotation, molecular function: DNA-binding transcription activator activity, RNA polymerase II-specific; RNA polymerase II transcription regulatory region sequence-specific DNA binding. The record is from RefSeq and is a predicted model, not a curated record.